AUGACGCAACUCUUCGCAUCCAACCCGUCGACCAUGUCGAACGAAAAGCGCGGGAAUUUCCCCGGCCUCUCCUUGCCCACCCGCAAACACUCCAACGAAUCAGGCCACCUACCUACCAAGAUCAAGAAUUUCUUCCGGAUCAACAGUUCCAGCAGUCACUCGUCCCACAGCGGCAGUCCCGUCGGCCACGAUCGUGAACGAGAGAAAGAGUCGCCCACCAAGAACGAGAAGUCCACGUUCCGACAGUCUCGAUUCCUCCCCACCAUCGGCCGCAACCGGUCCACCACUGUCGCCAGUGAGGGCAAUCCGCUAGAUGACGGCGUGUCGCCCACGGCUACCGCCAACCCCUACUUCGCCCACCAGGGCCAGCCUGCAUUGCGACACCGAAAUGACUGCUCCCCUCCUUCGUCCCCUCCCGAUACCCCCGAGCUGCAGGUCACCGGGGUCUCUGCUGUGGAGCAGGCUACAACCGCGAACAAGGAGGAAUUGGCUCGCAAGCUGCGCCGCGUGGCUUCGGCCCCGAAUGCGCAAGGUCUCUUUAACAGCCAGGGGGACGAACGUCCCCAGACGGCUGAGAUUGGCAAGGAACCUCUGGCGGAGGUCUCUGGUGUCGAUAGCUCCGUGGGUCUCACCGACGGCAAGGGAGGUGUGCUGGUUGUGCCUCCGGUAGGCGUUGACAGUAAAGUGUCCGGCGGUGGAGACGCUCCGUUUCGCCGGACCUACAGCUCGAACUCCAUCAAGAUCCGCAAUGUCGAGGUGGGACCUGCCAGCUUCGACAAGAUCAAGCUGAUCGGCAAAGGUGACGUCGGAAAGGUGUACCUGGUCCGAGAGAAGAAAUCAAGCCGUCUGUAUGCCAUGAAGGUUCUCAGCAAGAAGGAAAUGAUUAAGCGGAACAAGAUCAAGCGCGCUCUCGCCGAGCAAGAGAUUCUGGCGACAAGUAACCAUCCGUUCAUUGUCACCUUGUAUCAUUCUUUCCAGUCCGAGGAUUACCUGUACCUCUGCAUGGAAUACUGCAGUGGCGGCGAGUUCUUCAGAACUCUUCAAACCCGGCCCGGAAAGUGCAUUUCCGAGGAUGCUGCCAGAUUUUAUGCUGCCGAGGUGACCGCUGCUUUGGAAUAUCUCCAUCUCAUGGGAUUCAUUUACCGCGAUCUCAAGCCAGAAAAUAUUCUUCUUCAUCAGUCCGGCCAUAUCAUGUUGUCGGAUUUCGAUCUGUCUAAGCAGUCUGGUCCUGGCGGAGCUCCUACAAUGAUUCCUGGUCGAAGCGGCGGCAACUCAUCUGCUGCACUGCCAACUAUCGAUACCAAAUCCUGCAUCGCUGACUUCCGCACGAACUCGUUUGUUGGGACGGAAGAGUACAUUGCACCAGAGGUCAUCAAGGGUUGUGGCCACACCAGUGCGGUUGAUUGGUGGACCCUUGGUAUCCUCGUAUACGAGAUGCUCUACGGAACUACCCCUUUCAAGGGCAAGAACCGAAACGCGACCUUUGCUAGUAUCUUGCGGGACGAGGUGAACUUCCCCGAGGGCUCGGGUGCACAACAGACCUCCACUCUUUGCAAGUCUCUGAUCCGCAAGCUACUGAUCAAGGACGAGACCAAGCGUCUUGGAGCCCGUGCCGGUGCUUCUGAUGUCAAGACUCAUCCUUUUUUCCGGUCGACCCAGUGGGCUCUUAUCCGUCAUAUGAAACCACCAAUGAUCCCUCACCAGGGCCGUGCUGGUACCGACACUGUGAACUUUCGCAAUGUCAAGGAGAGUGCUAGUGUGGAUAUCGGUGGCACUCACCCGGCCAAGAUGCAGGGUGUCCCCAUGGAUUCUGGCUUGGCAACUCCUAAUGGCGAGUUAAAUGACCCAUUCGAAGAGUUCAACAGUGUCACUCUCCACCACGAAGGCGACCACUGA
Penicillium argentinense is the source of this 1896-nucleotide messenger RNA. RefSeq names its product putative serine/threonine protein kinase (Nrc-2). Bases 1 to 1896 code for a protein of 631 amino acids. Gene Ontology annotation, cellular component: cytoplasm; plasma membrane; nucleus. The record is from RefSeq and is a predicted model, not a curated record. Gene Ontology annotation, molecular function: ATP binding; protein serine/threonine kinase activity. Gene Ontology annotation, biological process: protein phosphorylation. The transcript has 4 exons. NCBI's taxonomy places the organism in Eukaryota, Fungi, Ascomycota, Eurotiomycetes, Eurotiales, Aspergillaceae.